UGAGAUUGGACGGACAGUCGAAAGCUGAUGGGAUACACUCGAGCGGCAAACACUGGUGUGCGCGUAAAGUGUCUGCCUGUUAAAGCUGUUCUACCACACGGACGAUCACCGAGGAUAUCUGGGCUGUCUGUUGGGUAAAUAAAGAUCAGACAUCGCUCUUCAAAAACCCCACUGCGGCGCGAAAGAACAAGAGGAGCAGGGAUUGCCUUCUGCGAGUCAUAUUGUCUCCAAGAGCUUGCUGGGACUAAAUAAAUCUCUAAACACCAUGAAACGCGGUUAGUCUUGGUGUAAGAUCUUCAGUUGCGUGAAUCCAAACGCAGAACGCUAUUGAUCGGAGGACAGACUCGGGCGACUGGAGGGGAAACAUUGCUGUCUGUUAACAUUCCCCGGUGUUUCAAGUUAUAUAAGCGGAGAAGAAGUAAGAUAAGAUUUUGUUUUUACAGCCGACACGCUGAUUGUAUGGACUGGGUUUUCCGAGAGGUUGCACUCUGAAGAACCAACAACGUGUUUAUGGAUUGCUGCGCAGCGAGGAGCCCCGGGAGUUGUAGGCUACGCUCUUAUGCAUCGAUCAUGUUGAUACCUCGCUGUUGCUGUGAACUUUGAUUAGAUGUUUACGGGAAGAACUCAGUAAUUCCGAUAAACCAUUUAAAUAAAUACGCUCAAUAAGCUCAGAUUGACCUCUGGAGGAAGUGGGAAGCGCCUGUUCGCCCUUCCUCGUUUUUUUCUCUCCCAAGACGUCAGCAGGAUCUCAGUCUCUCCUUCUGUGAUUUAAACAAAGAGCAAAGUGUUUGGGGAUAGCAUGGCAAUGGUAGUAAACCAGUGGCCAGAGAACAUUUCUGCAGAUCCGGGGUCUCAGCUCCAGAUAUGCAGCCAGGAGCCCGGCGGUGCACCGGGGACCCCCAACGGUUCCACCCCGGGGACUGACACACUUUCCGGGGACAAAAUCCCCAACGUGGACUGCAUGGUGUGCGGAGACAAGUCCAGUGGGAAGCAUUACGGUCAGUUCACCUGCGAGGGAUGCAAAAGCUUCUUUAAGCGCUCGGUGAGGCGGAACCUCUCGUACACCUGCCGGGGGAACCGAGACUGUCCCAUCGACCAGCACCACCGGAACCAGUGCCAGUACUGCCGCCUGAAGAAGUGCCUGAAGGUCGGCAUGAGAAGAGAGGGUAAGACUAUAGGUGUGUGA
This is a messenger RNA of Notothenia coriiceps (black rockcod), 1186 nucleotides long. RefSeq names its product nuclear receptor subfamily 2 group F member 5-like. Gene Ontology annotation, biological process: regulation of DNA-templated transcription. The coding region runs from base 800 to 1186 and encodes 128 amino acids. The transcript has a single exon. Lineage: Eukaryota; Metazoa; Chordata; Actinopteri; Perciformes; Nototheniidae. The record is from RefSeq and is a predicted model, not a curated record. Gene Ontology annotation, molecular function: DNA-binding transcription factor activity; zinc ion binding; sequence-specific DNA binding.